AUGAGUGCCACAGCAGACAAGGAGUUUAAGGACAUUCCAAAGAAGUACAUCAACCCUUUGGCCGAAAAGGAAAUCACCGAAGGCCCCCGGGUUAACGGAAAGAACUUUAAGAUCAAGAAAGAUGCCUUCAGGGUGCGUUCUCUUGGUGUCAAGAAGCUCAACACAUGGCAAUUAAGAGAAAAGAAGAAACUUGAAGAGGAGCAGUACAAAGCUCGUAUCAAGGAUCUUAAGCAGGAGAAGGAAGACGAAAAGAACCUGAGGGUGGCUGAGAUCAAGAGAAGAAGAGAGAUCAAGGAGGAGAAGGAGAGGUACGAGAGAAUGGCCGAAAAGAUGCAUGCUAAGAAGGUGGAGAGAAUGAGAAAGAAGGAGAAGAGAAACAAGGCCUUGAGAGAGCGUUAA
This is a messenger RNA of Candidozyma duobushaemuli, 399 nucleotides long. RefSeq lists its product as uncharacterized. The record is from RefSeq and is a predicted model, not a curated record. Bases 1 to 399 code for a protein of 132 amino acids. Lineage: Eukaryota; Fungi; Ascomycota; Pichiomycetes; Serinales; Metschnikowiaceae. The transcript has a single exon.